CACCACCUUCCUCUCUGCAUUCUCUCUCCCACACACACCCGCUCAGCUUCAAAAAUACCCUCCCGGACUCAAUUCGCGCCAUGGCUUCCGGACUCCCCGCCAAUGUCCACGUCUCGCGGCACCCGUGUCUCAAGGCCAAGCUCUCCCAGCUCCGCUCACAAUCGACGGGGACCCGCGAUGUACAGUCACUCGUUCACGAUAUCGCUUCCAUGGUGGGAUAUGAAGCUCUAGCCGGAGGCCUAGAGACAAAGGAGGACGGCACCGACAAAUCCCCCCUCGACUACGAAUACACCCGCACGACCAUCGCGCCCUCGCUCAUCUCCCUCGUCCCAAUCCUGCGCUCCGGCCUCAGCAUGGUGCCCGCCCUCUCCGCCCUGCUCCCCUUCCCCGUCCCCGUGCACCACCUGGGCCUCUACCGCGAGAAAACCACGCUGCAGCCCGUCGAGUACUACAACAACCUGCCCUACCACUCGCAGUCGUCCACCGCGCCCUCCGCCACCAACACGCCCAACCCCCUGAACCCCUCGCACCACGCCCCGGGCCCCGCCGAGCUGGCGAUUAUCGUGGAUCCCAUCAUCGCGACGGGCGCGACGGCGUGCGCGGCGAUUGAGACGCUGAGGGAUUGGGGAGUGGACAGGAUUAUUAUGGUGAGUGUGCUGGGCAGCGAGGCGGGGUUGAAGAGGGCGGCGGGGGAGUGGGAGGGGGUCGAGAUUUGGGUCGGGGGUGUGGAUCCGGAGGUGGAUGCGAGGGGGAUGAUUAAGCCGGGUUUGGGGGAUGUGGGGGAUAGGCUGUAUUUGACUAUUGGGAAGUAG
Mytilinidion resinicola is the source of this 812-nucleotide messenger RNA. RefSeq names its product PRTase-like protein. NCBI's taxonomy places the organism in Eukaryota, Fungi, Ascomycota, Dothideomycetes, Mytilinidiales, Mytilinidiaceae. The coding region runs from base 81 to 812 and encodes 243 amino acids. The record is from RefSeq and is a predicted model, not a curated record. The transcript has 2 exons.